UAUCUCUCCCAUCUCUUCCUUGUGGAGGUUUCACAAACACCACCAAUCUUCUUCUUCUCUCAUCAUCUUUUUGGUUACUUCUUAGUUUGAUUUGAUCAAGAUCAUGCUUAGCAAAAGAACCCAUCCCAUGAUAGGAAAAAUAUCUGAGCUCCUCGUUGGGGUGAACCGAUCUGCGGCCGCGGCUGCUCCGUUCUUGGACGUCUUGAUGACGAGCCCAAGAAGCCCACUAGAUUUCAAGAUUCUCCCACAGAUAUCUCAAAGAAACAGCUCAAAGAGAUUCUAUGAUGACAAUCUUGGUGGGUCCGUUGGUCUAGGGAUUGUAGCCGCACUCGAGAACUCAACCACUCGUCGUAUCACGAGCGUUUCUAGAUCGGAAUCUAACCAAACCGGCCGGUCUGAUCCGGUUCACUUCAUGAGCCAUGGAGGAAGCAUGGACGAGGAAGAUGAGGAGAUGUUCAUGAUGGACGAGGAGGAUUACACGUUGGUGACGUCGCACCAUGGUCCUAGUGGAACUUGUAGUACAAGGGUUUAUGACAAAGAUGGGCUUGAGUGUUUCGCAAGUAAGGUUAGCGAAGAACGUCGUGAGAGACUUUUCGUGGUCGAUGUCUGUGCGGAAUCUCCAGAGAAUACGCCGAAGUUUGAGGGUUUGGGUUUCCUGAAUUCAUGUUACUUAUGCAGGAAGAAACUUCACGGUCAGGACAUAUUUAUCUACAGAGGAGAAAAGGCUUUUUGCAGCACAGAGUGUCGAUCAAGUCAUAUAGCAAGUGUUGAACGGAAAGAGAGGUGUAGAUCGAAGUUCUCACCCUCUCCUUACACCGCCGGUCAUGUUUUCUCCGUCGGAGUUUUAGUGACUUAGCCGGAGUUCUUCUUUUGAGUAUAUAUAAUAUAUAUAUGGGGGUCAGGGGUAAAUAAAAUAAUAACUAGCCAUUAAUAAUAUGCGAGAGAAAUAAAGUAUAUAUCAUAUAUAUAAAAAUAUGACAUGUAUGUCCAUAUAAAUGAUAUAUGUUAUAUGGUGGAAGAGAAACAACAUGAAAAUUUUGGGUGAAGGGGGUUUAUGAGAGAGAGCCAGUUCUUGAUCGUCAAGAUGGCGAAAAAUGGAACAAGGCUCUUGUUUUCUUUUUUUUUAAUUGUAAUUGUGUUUUGUAUUUGGUGGUUUAUUAACAUGUUAAAAUAAUUUUAAUGUUCAAAUUGGGUUUUCAUUAUUCUUGUGUCCUUUCUUUUAGUGGAUGUUUUAAAAGGUGAGAAUAUAU
Eruca vesicaria subsp. sativa (arugula) is the source of this 1250-nucleotide messenger RNA. The record is from the annotation of a GenBank genome assembly. NCBI's taxonomy places the organism in Eukaryota, Viridiplantae, Streptophyta, Magnoliopsida, Brassicales, Brassicaceae.